Molecule: messenger RNA, 1548 nt
Organism: Rhizoctonia solani
Lineage: Eukaryota; Fungi; Basidiomycota; Agaricomycetes; Cantharellales; Ceratobasidiaceae
Product: cytochrome P450 family protein
Exons: 11
Coding region: 1-1548 (515 amino acids)
Molecular function (GO): monooxygenase activity; iron ion binding; oxidoreductase activity, acting on paired donors, with incorporation or reduction of molecular oxygen
Source: RefSeq, a predicted model, not a curated record
AUGCCUUCAAAUUUGUAUGUCUGGGAAGUGUUGCUCCUCUGUGCUGGACUUGGUGUGGUUAUAUGGAGACAAUUUACUCGUUCUCAGAAACUCCCCCUGCCUCCAGGUCCUCCUCGGCACAUUCUACUAGGGAAUCUUAGGGAUUUUCCCAAAGAUCGUGAAUGGCUAGGCUACAUGAAGAUUGGCCAAGACUACAAAAGCGACAUUAUUUCUUUCUCGGCGCUGGGGAGAACCAUCAUUGUACUUAACUCUCAUCGUACUGUGACGGACCUACUCGAUAAACGCGCCAAGUAUGCAGAUCGCCCCCAAAUACCGAUGAUCAACCUCAUGGGGUUGGGUGAUAUUGUCACUUUCUCUCAAUACGGACCUCGAUGGCGAGCACUCCGCAAAUCAAUCCAUGCCGAUAUGCAGGAGUCCGUUAUUCCAGAAUACUGGCCUUCCCAAGAAGCCGAAGCCCAACGUCUGGUGGCAAGAUUAUUCAGCCAUAAGGAUAGGACAUUGCUUCGAGACGUGCAACACUGGGCAGCUGCGUUCCUGCUUUCAACCACAUUUGGUUAUUAUCUCCCCACUGACUCUUCCAGCGAUCCACUCCUGCCAUAUAUGGAAGAACUAUUGGACAUGGUUACCUCCGGGACACAAUCGUCUCGGUUUUUGGUUAAUCUUCUUCCGGUACUCAGAUACUGGCCUGAGUGGAUGCCCGGAGGAUCUUUUCAAGCGUUGGCUCGUAGGGGGCGUGAACUCCGAAAAUUGGCUGGAGAUAACCCCUUUGAUAGAGUCAAGACCGAGAUGGCGAACGGCGUAGCUAAACCAUCAUAUGUCUCUCGCAUGCUAUCCGAGAUCGAACACGCCAAGGAAACGGGAAAUAGUGCUGAUGCACAAUAUCAUGAAGAGCUGAUUCGCGCCAAUGCUGUGACGAUAUUCGGUGCGGGAUUCGAUACCACAGUUACAACGUUCCUCUCAUUUCUUGUUGCGAUGCAACUGUAUCCUGAAAUACAGUCACGCGCUCGAGAGGAGAUCCUUGGCACUAUCGAUUCAACGAGUGGGCAACCCGAUCCAGCGCAGGUUGUUAGUCUACCGUAUCUUCAAAAUGUUCUUCGAGAGGUGAUGCGAUGGCUCCCAGCUCUGCCGUUUGGUAUUGCACAUUCAGCGCAGGAAGAUGACGAGUAUCGAGGGUAUCAUAUACCUGCUGGGAGCGUUAUAAUACCCAAUCUGUGGGCGUUAUCUCGAGAAGAGUCUGUGUACGCGGAUCCGGAGAGUUUCAAUCCAGAUAGAUUCAACGACCCCAGUUUACGAAAUGAAGUGCCAUUUGGAUUCGGAAGAAGGCGAUGUCCUGGAAUGCAUUUGGCGAAUUCAAACCUCCUUAUCGCAUUUGCAUAUAUCCUUGUGAACUUCGAGAUUACAAAGGCUACCAACGAAGAUGGUAGCGUCGUCGAGCCCACUGUAACCAUGAGGAAAGACUUGAAUAGUCGACCUGAUCUACUACGCUGUGGAUUUAUACCACGAAACCAGGUUGCUUUAGAGGAGCUUGUCAAUAGAUGGUGGGCAUAA